AUGCCGGACUAUUUCCCACAGACCAGAAUGAGUCCACUUCCCGAGAUAUUCCGCAAUGGCACAGAGCAGAAUCAGGUAAGUGAUCUCGUGGUUGUAUGGUUAGCGCGGACUCGCCAAUAUAAGCACUGGCUAUACGUUUACUCAGCAGAUACUGGCACUCAGCGGCUCUGGUGUUCGGCGCGGCUCACUCUCCACGUUGCUCUGGAUUCCUCUCAAGCUGCUACCAUGCGGGGGCUGGUACUGUCGCUGAUGAUCACUUCCAUUUGUUUAGCCAAAAGAGUUAAAGCAAUCAACUGGGGUAGAUGUGAACAUGUGGAACUGCAAAAGAAUUUUAGUCUCGAUCAGUAUAUGGGAACGUGGUAUGAAAUCGAACGACUUUACAAUAUCACUGGAGAACGCAGAUGUAUUUCUGAAACAAUAUCCAAAGCUUCCAAUGGGUUUAGAGAGAUAUAUGAGCUUCUCACUUGGAUGAUUAAGGAGAAUGAUGCAGUGUCUGUACUCAGUGCAGAAUUACUUCCACCUCCAAAGACAAACAAAGAUCAAGCAAAACUCAUCUACAGGCUUGAUCAACACCUAGGGCAAGACCCAAUAGACAAGAGAGGUUUUGAUUACUGGGUGAUAGACACUGACUAUACAGGUUACUCGCUGGUAUUCUCUUGUGUUUCUUUCCUUGGCAUAGCACACACCCCGUAUGCCUGGAUUUUUUCAAGAGAACGACAGCUGCCAGCAAAUACCACAAAAUACCUGCAUGAUAUCCUGAAUAAAUAUAACAUUAAUACUGAAGAUUUUGUGAAAAUUAAUCAAGAAGAUUGCAUAUAAGUGCUGAUCAGAACACAUACAAAACAGUUGAGUCUGCAUCAAAAUGCACCUGUUUUUAGUUUACUCCAUUGUAAUUUACACUGGAAUUAGCAUAACUGAAGUUAUACAAUAUCUGCUGGAGUUGCUGUGAUGGACUGUGAAUUAAGUUAUCUACAUCAGAAGUGCAAGAGUUUGAAGAAACACCUCCAGUUGUCAAUAUCUACCCCCACUGAAAUUCAAAUCAAUGACGAAAUCUUGACCGGGCCAUCACUAAAUAAUAAUAAAUACAACUUAAAAUUACAGGCAUAAUGGGAACUGCAGAUGCUGGAGAAUCCAAGAUAACAAAGUGUGAAGCUGGAUGAACACAGCAGGCCAAGUAGCAUCUCAGGAAGCUGACGUUUCGGGCCUAGACCUUCAUCAGAUGGUCUAGGCCCAAAACGUCAGCUUUUGUGCUCCUGAGAUGCUGCUUGGCCUGUUGUGUUCAUCCAGCUUCACACUUUUUGUUAUCUUAAAAUUACAGACAAGUGGGAUUACACUUCAUGCUCCAAACAUUUGGUCUAAGCAGAGACACUGACUAAUUAGUGCUAAUGAACAUGAAAGAGGUCACCCCCUUGGGGCCCAGUUUUGUACUCAUUGGCCAAAGUUUUCUGCUUGUUACAUUUCACUCCAUAUUUUCUGCUCCCCAUCAUUGCAUUUGUUAGAAAAAAUCACAGACUGGCAGUAAAUAAGCAGAAGAUAUGAUUUCUAGCUCAAUGCCUUUAAUGUCACUCUUUGUUUGGCCUCCUACUAUUUCUUUGCUGUUCUUAUGUUAUUUAAUCAAAUAAUAUACAAUACCUAGAACUCUUAGAUUAGUUUUGGCUUGGCACAGUUAUUUGGCUUUGUGGACUACAAUAGUAUUAUAAUCUGUUAUGCUAAGUGCUUUCUUUAGCAAUAAAAAUGAAAAACUAAAAUAA
Messenger RNA from Stegostoma tigrinum, 1751 nucleotides. RefSeq names its product apolipoprotein D-like. The record is from RefSeq and is a predicted model, not a curated record. NCBI's taxonomy places the organism in Eukaryota, Metazoa, Chordata, Chondrichthyes, Orectolobiformes, Stegostomatidae. The transcript is spliced from 8 exons. Gene Ontology annotation, molecular function: pigment binding. The coding region runs from base 1 to 819 and encodes 272 amino acids.